Molecule: messenger RNA, 1821 nt
Organism: Dovyalis caffra
Lineage: Eukaryota; Viridiplantae; Streptophyta; Magnoliopsida; Malpighiales; Salicaceae
Source: the annotation of a GenBank genome assembly
AUGAUGGAGCAUAAUGGUUUCUCUUCUCCUCGAAAUGAUUCUUUUCCUGCUGGUCUUCGUGUUCUCGUUGUCGAUGAUGAUCCCACCUGGUUAAAAAUCCUUGAAAAGAUGCUCAAGAAAUGCUCUUAUGAAGUGACCACUUGUGGUUUGGCAAGAGAUGCUUUGAACCUGCUUCGUGAGAGGAAAGGUGGAUAUGACAUUGUAAUUAGCGAUGUCUACAUGCCUGACAUGGAUGGUUUCAAACUUUUAGAGCAUGUUGGACUGGAGAUGGAUCUUCCAGUCAUAAUGAUGUCUGUUGAUGGAGAAACAAGCAGGGUGAUGAAAGGCGUUCAACAUGGAGCGUGUGAUUAUCUUUUAAAGCCUAUACGAAUGAAAGAACUCCGGAAUAUAUGGCAGCAUGUUUUCAGAAAGAAAAUACACGAGAUAAGAGAUAUUGAAAUUCUCGAAGGGAUCGAAAGUUUUCAAAUGACUACAAAUGGAUCAGAUCAAUAUGAGGAUGGGCAUUUGCUCUGUGGAGAAGAUCUUCCUUCCAUAAAGAAAAGAAAAGAUAGUGAAAGCAAGCAUGACGAAAAAGACAUUGGUGAUAAUACUUCUACAAAGAAAGCUAGAGUGGUUUGGUCUGUAGAUCUUCACCAGAAAUUUGUCAAAGCGGUAAAUCUGAUAGGAUUUGAUACCAUAUCUUUGUCAUGCUUCUACAGAGCAAUGACAAGUAAUGUAUGUUUGGCAGAAGUUGGUCCCAAGAAAAUACUUGACUUGAUGAACGUGCCAUGGUUGACGAGAGAAAAUGUUGCUAGCCACUUGCAGAAAUACCGACUGUAUUUGAGUAGAUUGCAGAAAGAAAACGAUUUAAAAAGUCCUGUUGGUGGGAUAAAGCAGUUGGACUCACCUUCGAGAGAUUCUGCUGGAAGUUUUGGCUCUCGGAAUUCACUCAACUUGCAGAACAAUGAUGUUUCAAGUGGGGGCUAUGGAUUUUCUGGCAGUAGCUUAGUUGUCCACAAUGUGGAUCCCAGAAGCCACGAUGGUGACCGAAAGAGGCUUGUCACAACGCCUGUGGCAGAACCCAAAAGAGCCUUAACUGUUGAUGUUCCCAAUCCUCAUAAAACCAGGUGUUCACAAAUGGAAUUUGGUCAUCCCCUGGCACCUCCACAAUCAGAAGUAAACUUCGGAGCAUUUGAUUCUACCUUCUCAACAAAGUAUCCUUGGUGUGGAAUUCCAGAGAUUCAACUCAAACAAGAACAUAAUCCACUUCAUUUGAAUGAUGGGCUCAGCCACCUACCACUGCCUGGUCAAAAGCAGCUUAUCCGAGCUGAUUAUCCACAGCCUGCUCCAGCCAUGAGUUCUGCACCUUCCGUGACAGAAAGAGAAUUUGGUUGCCCCAUCAAAAUUAAGCCUUCGCAUAACGAGUACAGAAGCAAUGCUAGCCAUGUAAGUUCAACAGCUAGUGCAGUUGACUCUAGUCCUCUUCAAACAAAGACCAAUAUGGUAAAUCAUCAAGCUGUUGAGUCCAUUUCCAAAAGCACAUCAAGUACGGAAAAUCAAGGCUUGAAUAUGAAUUCCAUUGCAGACUUGGAAUCUUCAAGAAAGAACAUGAAUUUGGGAAUGCCGUCGUUCGCUACUUUGGAUGAGGACUUGCAAGUAUGUUUGCUUUCUGGUGAUUCAUAUAUGAAUCUUGAAUUCCAGAACAUAGAGAUUCCGGAAUACUUUGACCCAGGUCUUAUCACAGACGUACCAAUAAACUUUAAUGAUGGGCUGAGGUUUGACUAUGAGUUCUAUGAUCCAACAGAAUAUUCUCUAAUAGAUCAAAGCUUGUUUAUAGCAUGA